This is a messenger RNA of Perca fluviatilis (European perch), 1270 nucleotides long. RefSeq names its product tetraspanin-1. Gene Ontology annotation, cellular component: membrane. NCBI's taxonomy places the organism in Eukaryota, Metazoa, Chordata, Actinopteri, Perciformes, Percidae. Bases 258 to 983 code for a protein of 241 amino acids. The record is from RefSeq and is a predicted model, not a curated record. The transcript is spliced from 8 exons.
CCAGCAAGCCUGAAGAGAGGCACUCAUCCGAUUUUAUGAGAUCAGAUUCUUGUAUUCUCUGUGGACAUCAUACGGAUAUAUUUAGACAGAGUUGUCUUCGAGGAACAGAAAACUCCUGGAUCUUUUUUUAUUUGUUUUUAAGUGUUUAGGUCUCUUUUUUUUUGUUGCUUUCCGAAACCCAGGACUGUUAAACUGGUUUAAAUCUGCUUUAAGUUGGCUAUAUACGUACAGCAAUAUUAGCACACUAAAGGAUUAAAAUGGGCUGCUUCACAUUCAUCAAAUUGAUGAUGGUCUUGUUCAACUUGCUUAUCUUUCUGGGCGGCCUGACCCUGCUGGCCAUGGGGAUCUGGGUGAGCGUAGACGGGAGCUCCUUCCUCCGGCUGCUGGGGCCGUUGUCCGGUCAAGGCAUGCAGUUCGUCAACGUGGGCUUUUUCUGCAUUGCCAUCGGGGCCGUGCUGGUCCUAAUGGGGUUCCUGGGCUGCUGUGGGGCCCACAAAGAGAGCAAGUGUCUCCUGCUCACGUUCUUCUCCAUCGUCCUCAUCAUAUUCAUCGCUGAAGUGGCAGCCGGAGUCGUGGCUCUGGCCUACUCUUCAUUUGCUGAGGGGAUCGCCAGAGCGUGGGCCACCCCAGCUUUACAGAAAGAUUACGGCAGUGACCCUGUGGUCACUAAGAUCUGGAACGCCACCAUGACAGAGAUAAAGUGCUGCGGUUUCACCAACUACACCGACUUUGUGGGAUCUCAGUUUGAAAAGGAGAACGGAGGCAGCCUGCCGCCCAUCUGCUGCUGGACUAACAGCCCCCCCUGCAGCCCGCAAGUGGCAAAGCGCAGUGCUGUGGAGGGCUGUUUCAGACACAUCCUGGAGACGGUCCAAAAGCACGCCAACAUUGUGGGAGGCAUCGCAGCAGGAAUAGGAGUCUUAGAGAUUGCUGCCAUGAUAGUAUCCAUGUACCUGUACUGCCACUUGGACGGCAAAAUCAGCUGAGAAUCCUUCACGACAGGAAGCACACAGACGAAUCACAUGUGAUUCACAAGUUUAUUAAUCUGCAUUAUUUAACAAUCACUUAGGAUACUCUCUUUUCUUUCUGGUUCCAAUGGGUUAGGGUUCUCAGAAAGACAUCUAGCUUUAAUAAAAAAAAGUCAUGUUCAUGAUGAGAAUCCAGCGACUGUGUUUUAUGUAGAGAGAAAAGUUUUAUAAGCACCUGCAGAGUGUAAAUAUUUCAAAUUUGCCAAUAAAAUAUAUCAAACAGCAUUCACUGAGUGCUGACUGCA